AUGGGAAACGGACAGUCAAAUUUAAGUGAUAAAGAAAAGACGGCAGCGAUUAUAGGAGGAGCCGUGGUAGGAGGAAUAAUAAUUGGAGUAACUGCUGGUUUAGCAACACCGCUUGUUGCAGCAGCGGGCAAGGCUGGCAUCGACUAUGUUAGUAAUAGUGGAGAAAGUAGUUCCAACUCUCCUGCCCCUAUGCAAACAAGGAUGAACACAUCAUCGGGAAUUAAGUCGCCUGGUGUUCCAACAGCAACCGAUGGUUUUGUAGCACCAAGAAAUUGGAACGGAGAGAUGGUAAAAAGUCCUAAUGGGUUUGGUCGGGGAUAUAAAGAUGUAAAAGGAAAUGUUUGGGUUCCUAGUGGCAAUUUUGGACACGGCGGAGCUAAUUGGGAAGUUCAACGUCCUAAUGGAGACCAUUAUCAUGUUUAUCCAGGAGGAAGAACAAGGCACCAUUAG
Messenger RNA from Ambispora leptoticha, 450 nucleotides. Lineage: Eukaryota; Fungi; Glomeromycota; Glomeromycetes; Archaeosporales; Ambisporaceae. The record is from the annotation of a GenBank genome assembly.